Solanum verrucosum is the source of this 2276-nucleotide messenger RNA. Its product is annotated as inactive TPR repeat-containing thioredoxin TTL3-like. Gene Ontology annotation, molecular function: protein binding. The transcript is spliced from 5 exons. The record is from RefSeq and is a predicted model, not a curated record. The coding region runs from base 32 to 1816 and encodes 594 amino acids. Lineage: Eukaryota; Viridiplantae; Streptophyta; Magnoliopsida; Solanales; Solanaceae. Gene Ontology annotation, cellular component: cytoplasm.
AGAAUUUCAUAUCUCAACUAUUCAUUCAAUUAUGGGAGACGCUUCUGAUGAAAGGAAAACAGGUUGCGGCCUGUUGAACGCGGUUUUUGGAAGGAAAAAUAUGUGGACAAAAAGAUCAACAUCAACAGGUUCGCUUCCAACACCAAAUUCCAAUAAUGUUAACAAUUUAACGCGAUCUUCUAGUAGUCAAACUUCUAAAAAGCAUCGUAAUGGAUCCAACGAGGCUUUUUUAGACAAUCGUGACAACGAGAAACAAGCUGAUAGGAUCAUACCAAGACCUAAUCAAAAUCAAUCCAAGGUAGCUGCGACUAAGGGUAAUUUGCAAGGUGCUGCACCUGUUUAUAAUCAGCAGAAAAAUAAUGGUCAAGGGGUACAACAAGGGUAUAAUAAUCAAGGAAGAAAAGUAGCUCCGCCAUCAACGGGGCUAUCAGGGGAGCUUGAAAACAUGAUACAAGAUCAUCAAAGAUCAAAGGGAGCUAAUACAUUAGUCCGUGCAUCGUCUAGCAACGUGAUGUUGUUUGGUAAUUUGGGUAACAUAAGGCAGCAAGGUGGGGGCAAUGCUACAACAACUUCAACAGCUAAUCAUGUUCUUGAUUAUUUACCAAGAACGGCUAAAGAAGAACCACAACAACCAUCUCAGAAUGGGAAAUAUCCUACGAGUGUUAUGGGUAAUGUGGUAAAGAAAAAGGGUGAUCAAGAGCAGGGGAAAACAGGGGGCUCUGUUUCCCUUUGUCGCGCUUUAUCCACAAGAAUGGACCCUGAGCAAUUGAAGAUUCUUGGAAAUGAGGAUUACAAGAAUGGAAGAUUUGCUGAGGCUUUAGCUUUGUAUGAUGCUGCAAUUUCAAUUGAUCCUAAUAAGGCUUCUUAUCGAAGCAACAAAUCCGCUGCUUUGACUGCUUUAGGAAGGCUUCUUCAAGCUGUUUUUGAGUGCAGAGAAGCUAUAUCAAUUGAUCCUCAUUAUCAAAGAGCUCAUAAUCGUUUGGCCACCCUAUGUGUCAGAUUAGGAGACACAGAGAAAGCUAUGUACCAUUACAAACAAGCAGCAUCAGAAGCUGAUCCUGAUGUUGUGACAAAGUCUAAAACUAUUCAAAUUCAUCUCAACAAGUGUACUGAAGCGAAGAGGCAAAGAGAUUGGAACACUCUUCUUAAAGAAUCUGCCCUCGCCAUAUCGGCUGGUGCAGAUUCUGCAUCACAGAUAUUUGCUUUGAAAGCGGAGGCGUUGGUGAAGCUCCAUAGAUACCAUGAAGCAGAUCAAACUCUGAAGAAUGGUCCGAAUUUUGAUAUCGAUGAAUGUAUAAAGUUCUUUGGCCCUAUUGGCAAUGCAGGUUUGUUGGUCAUUCAAGCUCAAGUUGACAUGGCUGCUGGCAGGAUUGACGAUGCCCUAGCAGCGGCUCAACGAGCAUCCCAACUAGAUGGGAACAACAAGGAAGUGAGCAUGAUAGUUAGGAGGACAAGGGCAGUAGCAAGUGCUAGAACAAAGGGAAAUGAGUUGUUUAAAGGUGGAAAAUAUGGAGAUGCUAGUGUUGCUUAUGGUGAAGGGCUAGAGCAUGAUCCACACAACUCAGUUUUAUUGUGCAACAGAGCAGCUUGCAGGUCAAAACUUGGCCAAUUUGAGAAAGCACUUGAGGAUUGCAAUACUGCCCUUAAUGUUAGACCAUCUUUCACCAAAGCUAGGUUGAGGAAGGCUGAUUGUUACUUUAAGAUGGGAAAAUGGGAAGCAUGCAUACAAGAAUGUGAAGUGUUGAUAAAGGAGACACCAGAAAAUGAGGAUGUGGGACAAAUGAUUAAGGAUGCCCAACAACAACUCAAAAAAUGAGGAAUUUGUCAAAGAAAUGAAGAGCAUGAACACCACCAAUGACAUUUAUGGUUGUCAUUAAUUUGUCAAUCUCCAUAACAAAUUAAUUUGAAUUGUAUCAUCACUUGUUUGUUCAAUUCCAAUCCCUCCAUAAAAGGAAACAACAGGGUCAAAUAUAGAAAAAAGUGGUAGGGAAGGGGUUAAGAGAAGGAUUUAUAAAGGUCUUUUAGGGAACAAAGAAAGAGAUAAUGGGAGAAAGAUCAAAGGAUUAAGAGGCUUGAGUUAGAAAAUAGGAUUUGGUAGGCUAUAUUGGCUCAUCUCUUUAGGAAAAAAAAAAAGAAUUAAAGAAAGGAAUUCAUUAGGGUGCUUUGGAAACAAAAAAUUAAAGAACUAUGAAUUUUUAGUGAAUGAGAACAAUUCUUUUACAUUUGUUGCAUUUUCUUAAUAUGUAAUUAGUUUGUUUAACACGGUUUUGCUGACU